Drosophila elegans is the source of this 1158-nucleotide messenger RNA. RefSeq names its product spidroin-2 (gene CDK2AP1). Lineage: Eukaryota; Metazoa; Arthropoda; Insecta; Diptera; Drosophilidae. The record is from RefSeq and is a predicted model, not a curated record. Bases 191 to 1039 code for a protein of 282 amino acids. Gene Ontology annotation, cellular component: nucleus; cytoplasm. The transcript has a single exon.
CCGAACAAUCAAUUGUAUCGAUAGCUGGGUGCAUUUGUUUGUGCGUAGAAAGUAAAUUGGCGAAACGAAACGAAAAAGCGAGUAAAAGUUAGCAAACUGCCAAAGAACUCACGGGUUAUUCGCUGGACAUAGUCGCCAUAUCAAGGGAUCAAAAAAAGGGAAAAGCCCAUAGCCAAAUCCACGCCACGCCAUGGACAUCAUGGACAUCCAGGCCGUCGAGUCCAAGCUGAGUGACGUCACGGUGACACCGAUACCGCGCAGCCAGGUGCAGAAUUUCUACAAUUACCAACAGCAGCGGGAGCAGCGCGAGCAGCAGCCCCAGAUCCAGAUAUCGGCCAUCCACCACUCGCGUGGUGGUACCGGAGGCUCGGGCUCGGGAUCCGCCUCCUCAGCCACGGACUACUCCACGGCGGGCAGCGGGGGCAAACGGGAGCGGGACCGUUCCGGCGCCAGCGACUACAGCAGCUCCGCCGGCAAACAGAGCUCCGCUGCUGCUGCCAAUGCAGCAGCCGCCGCCGCUGCCGUCGCUGCCCUCCAGUACUCCCCGCAGUUCCUCCAGGCCCAGUUGGCCCUCCUGCAGCAGCAGUCCAACACCACGGCCACGCCGGCAGCAGCUGCUGCUGCGGCCCUCUCCCUGGCCAACAUGUGCUCCUCCACGUCCAAUGGCGGGCAAAGGAACUCCGUUGCCACAGCCUCAGCAUCCUCCUCCAGCAAUGGCCAGAGCAUGGGCCUGAACCUGAGCUCCUCGCAGCUAAAGUACCCGCCACCCUCCACCUCGCCCGCGGUGGUGACCACCCAGACGUCGGCCAACAUCACCACGCCGCUGACCUCCACGGCCAGUCUGCCGUCCGUGGGACCCGGCAACGGGCUAACCAAGUACGCCCAGCUGCUGGCCGUCAUCGAGGAGAUGGGUCGCGACAUCAGACCCACCUACACGGGCUCGCGCAGCUCGACGGAGCGGCUCAAGCGUGGCAUUGUCCAUGCCCGCAUCCUGGUGCGCGAGUGCCUCAUGGAGACGGAGCGAGCGGCGCGCCAAUGAGAGGAGGAGUCGCUGUCGCCGCAGCUGGCGUCGUUGGAGUGAAGAGGACUCCUCAUCCGACGACUAGGUUAAUUCCCCUCCCCGCACAGAUAGGAUGGGUCGAAUUUACGGACCAGGCA